Messenger RNA from Carya illinoinensis, 1236 nucleotides. RefSeq lists its product as uncharacterized. The transcript has 2 exons. NCBI's taxonomy places the organism in Eukaryota, Viridiplantae, Streptophyta, Magnoliopsida, Fagales, Juglandaceae. The record is from RefSeq and is a predicted model, not a curated record. Bases 1 to 1236 code for a protein of 411 amino acids.
AUGGCUGAAGAAGAAGGACACAAUGAUAGGGAAAUGGUAAAUCCCAAUAGGACACUUAGAGAAUAUUUGCAUCCUAUUAGGACCACCACUGCAUCAUGCAUCAUUACACCUUUGAAUGCUCAUAAUUUCAGUUCUAAGCCUGGAAUGAUACCAUUAUUGCCUCAUUUUCAUGGGAUGGACUCUGAAAAUCCCUACUUGCACCUCAAGGAGUUUGAGGAAGCGAUUGAGUUGAAGAAAGUGCAUGAAAUUCAGGGCAUUCCAAAACAAGGAAAAUGUAACAUUUGUGAGGAUAUUAGCCAUGUAACAUCUGAAUGUCCUAAUAUUCCAGUUUUUAAAGAAGUUUUGUGUGAUGCUUCUCAUCCUGUUAACAUGAUUUCUAAGCCUUUUCCUGCACCAUAUUCUAACACUUAUAAUACAGGUUGGAGAAAUCAUCCUAAUUUUAGCUGGAGAAAUGAUCAUCCCACAAAUUUAGCACAUUCGGGAGCUGGUGCACCUCAAUAUUCAGUUCAUACCCAGCAAAAUGCACUAAUUCCAGUCCCUAGAAGACCCAUGGAUGACCCAUUUCAACAAAUGGCUUCUACUCUUCAGCAGUUCAUGCAAAGUCAAACCACCAUAAAUAACCAAACUUCUCAAGCCAUCAAUGACAUAAGGAAUAAUUUGACUAAGCUGAACACAACCUUGAGUGCGAAAGAGAAAGGAAAAUUCCCGUCUCAACCCCAACCAAAUCCUCAAUCCAAAAUUGCUGCCAUAGAGUCUUCAUCUUCUUCAGAAGCAAAUGUCAAGACUUGCAAGGCCGUAAUAACUCUCUGUAGUGGCAAAGAAGUUGAAACAUUAGGUAAUGAAGUUGGCAAGAAAGUUGAAAGUUCCAUUUCUAAUGCACAAGGUAAAAAUUCUAAUGUUGAUGUUUUUUUGGAACCAAAGGUAACUCCUCCGGCACCCUUUCCUCAAAGAUUGGUUCCUUUACAUAAAGAUAAACAUCAUACUGAGAUUUUAGACAUUUUUAGACAAGUGCGCAUUAACAUUCCUCUUCUUGAUGCCAUUGAGCAAAUCUCCACAUAUGCCAAAUUUUUGAAAGAUUUGUGUACGGUUAAAAGAAGAAUUAAUGUGCAAAAGAAGGCAUUUCUCACGGAACAAGUUAGCGCCAUUAUCCAAUCCAAUACUCCUCCUAAGUAUAAAGAUCCGAGUUCUCCAACAAUAGCUUGUGUUAUAGGAAGCACUACUAGACUUAGGUUCUAG